AUGCGCGCGGGCGACUCGGCGAAGUUGGUGGGCAAAGCGCUUCCAGGAUACCUGCUGGGCCUCACCCAGGAGAAUGAGGUCUUGGUGGCUGGGAAAGGCCUGGCUCGUGGUUACCUUGGCUUGGAAGAGGAGACGGCACGCUGCUUCGUGCCUUGGGAUCUCCUGACCGAUGACAUCGAGGCGGAUGGCCGCGCGUAUCGGACGGGAGAUUUGGCGUCCUGGAGCGCGGAGAAGGGCUUCGAGUUGCAUGGGCGAAGGGACCAUCAGGUGAAGAUCAGCGGGGUUCGGAUUGAGAGCCUGGAGAUCGAACUGGCCGUGGAGGCCUCUGGACUCGUCGAGAGCUGCACUUGCAUGGUGCAGAAUGACCAGCUGGUGCUCUCCAGCACCAUGGAUUGGGUACUGCGUGCGGCCCUGGAAGCCCAUGCCGCGAAGCGCUUGCCGCUGCAGGUGGUGCCGCAUUUCUUUGUGGGACAUGAGAAACUGCCCCUGGCGCCUGGUGGGAAAGUGGAUCGACAGGCGAGCUGGGAUUCUUGGUCCCCUUUAGGCGCCAACUCCAACUUCCAGUGGCUGGGCGGCGACAGCCUGGCGGCGCUCCGCGCCUCGCGGGGCCUCGCGGAGGCGAAACGAAGCACCGUUCGUCGUCGGUUCGACGAGACUCGCGGCGCGCUGGCGUUUUCCGGUUCCAAGAGACCAGCGAAAGGUCAUUUGGCGAUUGAGGACAAGGAGCAGGCGGGCGAGGCAGGAUUGAUGGUCUCCUCAGAAGCACCCGAAGGCCACAGGGCGGCGAACGGCAAGGGGACUGGUUGGAGGCCCAUGUUGCGGCAGUAUGCCACCUUUCUGGCGUCAAAGGGAGUGCGAGACAAAGGAGAUGGUCGAGAAGCAGUGGUUAAGGCUCUGCUGGAGGUGCCGCUCAUUGCCGCGGCCACCGCAGGGCACAUAGGCUGUGCCCAGCUGCUCCUCUCUGCCCGCGCCCACGUGCGCGCCAUGACCUCUGCCCGGACCAGCGCAGCGCAUGUGGCCGCAGCUCGGGGAGACCCCUCGCUUUUGCAACUUUUGCUGACGACCGGUGACAAUGAUGAACGCGAGGGCAUCGCCACCUGGGCACGGGAUGCAGAUCAGUCGGGAGAUCUGAAGUGUUUGGAGCUCAUCCUGUCGAAAGUGAAGGCCCUUCCGCCAGGUCUGAAGGCCAAGGAUGGAGGCUUGGAAGCCAAAGACCGCUGGGGCAGGACGGCGUUGCAAUGGGCAGUGGCCAAUGGUCACAAGGAUGCGGCUGUGCCAUGGCACUUUGCAGAGCUGAUGGGAUGGGCUGGGCUACGACGUGUUGACUUUGGUUAUCCCACCACAGCCACCACUGGGGAGGUGUGCCUCAUCCGAAACGGUGCCUAUUCCAAGAACUUGCCCGACGCACUGCUUGAGGACCUUGAGGUGAACUUGACGGCACCGUCGAAGCCCGGGCAGCCCACCGCACUUCGAAAGGUGGUGCAGCCGGCCGAACGCAUGGGGGUCUUGGUGCAGAGCCUUCCGCAGGGACGUGGUUGGUCCUCCGUGUCGGAGCUGCUGAGUCGUCGAGUCGUCACCUUGCUGGCCAUGAGCUUUUCAAAUCAAAAGCAUCGAGAACGAGGGCUUGUAGCUGAAGCACUCCCAAGCCAUGGGCCAAUGCCUGUGCCCGAUGCGGAAGUCUUUGGAGAGGGCGAGGAUACAGCAGAUGAAGAUGAGAGUCUUUUGGCUCGAUCCAAGGAGGCUCAGGAGGCUCUCAAAGAGGGCGAUCAGACCGAGACCUGCUUUCGGUGCUGCUUCUGCAGCGUGGUGAUCGUCUUCUUCUGCGCUCUGUCCUUCUAUGCUGGGACCAUCUGGGAAGCUGCACAGCUCCAAAGCUCCAGUCUGGAGGAAGUCGUGAACACGAAGGUUCAGGACGCCUUUACGGAGGUCUAUUCCGAGCCAAAGCACUGGACCGUGGCCCCGAGCAGCGCGGCUCCCACGGCUCCGCCGAGCAUCGCGGCUCCGAGCACGGCUCCGCCAAGAGGGACGACGACGACGACGACGACCACGAGCCCAGCGAGCGAGAUGAAGACAGGCGGAGCGACCAUGGCGGCCACAGAAGCCACUUCAGUCGAAACGGAAGAGAAAGCCUUGGCAUGUUUACAGCUGAGCUUCCCUCAACUCACCCACAUUACAUACCCCACUGAUGCCGAGUCGCACUUCUUGGAGGUGAACGAGACGUUGAGCCACUUCUUCGCGCCCAACUUUCAGCCGCACGUCUGGGCCGGGUACAGCGGCCCAUGGGUCGAAAAUCAUUGGAUCUGGAACUUCAGCCAGAGAUGGCGCAGUCGCCCCGAAGGGACGAAGUUGAGGGACAUCUUUGGGCCCUUCAUCCCGAUCUUCGCGCCCUUCGUGGAUCUGGUGGUGAGGCAAAAAGGCUACCCCAUGGGCAUGAUGGAGAUCCUCAACAAGACCAUGCGAAAAGACGUCUUGUACAUCACGGUCUCUCAGCAUGACCUGGGGCUCUUCAAAUCAGCGAGGAACAACAGGAUGACUCAAGCACAGAUGCCGAACUUGCUGGUUCUGAGCGCCGGUGGCAACGGACAUGUGCCCAUCCCACUCCUGAAAAAGCCGGAGAAGCGACUGAUGGGCCUCCCUCUACGCUCGAGGCGCUACUUCACGUCCUUCGUGGGGAGUGGCUUCAACAACAAGGCGGUGCGCGAGACCAUGAAAAAAGUCACGGAGCAGUGGGCGCAGCAAACUGGCAAGGAGGUAUUCAUCUCCUUGAAGACGAUGAACGAGUGGCAGGACAUCCUGACGAAUACCACGGUGGCCCUGAGCCCCAGGGGCUUCGGGCGCUCCUCCUUUCGUUCAGGGGAGCUCUUUCAGAUGGGUCGGGUGCCAAUCUAUAUUUGGGAUGAUGAACCUUGGUUGUACUACCGAGAGCUCUGGGAGAAGGAGGUGAUUGGCUUUGCCACCAACAUCAAGAGCUUGGGCAGUACCCUGGAUCGUGUGGUUUCGGACAUGUCCAAGUUGGAGCUCAUUGAGGCGAAUAUACUGAGGAUGCGUGAAAGCCACUUUACUUACGAGGGCAUCAUGGAUCAAAUCUCCAAGUUUAUGACGGGCCGCAAUGGUGGCAGCGACCUCCGCUGCCAGAAGCUCCCGCGAAGGCGAAGGCGGCUCCGCCGGCGCCGGCUCGGGCGGAGGCGACGAGGAGUUGUGCUCCAAAGAAGAGCCUUCAAAGAGGUGGUGCAUGUGUGAGGGAUCAA
This is a messenger RNA of Durusdinium trenchii, 3248 nucleotides long. The record is from the annotation of a GenBank genome assembly. NCBI's taxonomy places the organism in Eukaryota, Dinophyceae, Suessiales, Symbiodiniaceae.